Molecule: messenger RNA, 757 nt
Organism: Ilex paraguariensis (yerba mate)
Lineage: Eukaryota; Viridiplantae; Streptophyta; Magnoliopsida; Aquifoliales; Aquifoliaceae
Source: the annotation of a GenBank genome assembly
AUGUCAACCAACAAAAAAAAGCUCAUUCUCAAUACUGUCUCUGUCGACCUGGGUUGCAGCAGCAGUUGCAGAAGGCCAAGACUCUCCAAAAUCUUCCACCCCAGAACCAAACUCAAAAAACCCACUUCCUUUCACCAAAAACCCAACCCAUAUUUCUCAUCUUCAACCUCAUGGGACACUACCACCACCACAUUCUCUCCCACCCACCACGACACCCCAACCUACUACUCCGACCCCGAGUCCGCCGACAUAAAGAGCCUGAGAGCCGUUCAGGGCUUCGGAAGGAUCGGCGGAGAGAGUGUCGCUGUUGAGAAAGAGACCGACGACCCUUAUCUCGAUUUCCGACAGUCCAUGCUUCAGAUGAUACUUGAGAAAGAGAUUUAUUCCAAGGACGAUCUUCGAGAGCUUCUCAACUGUUUUCUGCAGCUGAAUUCACCUUACUAUCAUGGAAUCAUCGUUCGAGCUUUCACUGAGAUCUGGAAUGGAGUGUUCUCUGUGAGGUCUGGUUCGCCGGAACUGUUUGCUGGGUGGAGGUCACGUGCCUUCUAGGUGUUGCACGUGUAGUAGUAGCAAAUCAUCUUCUUCUAGCUCUAGCUAGAACAAGUUCAAAUAAUUAGUAGAAUCUUAGGAGUUUUAGGAGGACUCUUGUACUCUGUACAUGGUUUUUUUAGCUGCAUCUGUAACUUCACAAUAAAAUUGUAACUUGCAGAAGUUUGGAUGCAGCCAAAAAUACUAUGAGAAAUCGCAAUAUGUUGAC